AUGUCAGUCAAAUUACCCUCUAUCGUUGAUUCCGACUUAGACUCCCUCUAUGCACCUGACGAUAGACCUGAGGUUUUUCAAAACUCCAACGACUUGCCCCUUGAAACUUUGGUAAACCACAUCUUGCCUAUUUCACAAGAUAUUGGAGGAAGAGUGCUCAAGGUCCCGGGAACUGCAAAACCAGGAUUUUCAGAGAUUUUCAGAAAUGGGGCUUUCCCAAAUGGAGUGAAGGAGUAUUUGUUGCCAGAAUUGAACACUUACCAUGCCAUAUUCGAGUCAGCUGUCCAGAGACAUCCAGAUAGACCUUGUUUGGCCUACCACGAAUACGAGUUUGAGAACCAAGAACACAAAGAGAGAUAUGUCUCUGUCACUUACAAAGAGGUGAAUGAUUGGAAAAACAACUUUGCCAGCGGAUUGGUGUUUUUGCUCGAGACCAACCCAUACAAAAAUCUAGACUUGGAAUCUCACCAAAAGAUUAUCAACCACGCUAGAGAUUACAAGAGUUACAACGCAUAUAACCUCUCAUUUGUUGCAACAUUCUAUUCAGGUAACAGACCAGAGUGGACCAUUGCGGAUUUGGCAUGCUCAUCCAAUUCUAUUGCAACGACUGCAUUGUAUGACACGUUGGGUCCAGCAUCAUCCAAAUUCAUUUUACAAAGUACUGAGUCACCAGUGAUUGUCUGUUCCAAGAAUAAAGUUGAAACAUUGGUUAGUAUGAAAGCAUCCAACCCCAAAGAGCUCGAAUCGUUGAUAGCUCUUGUCUCGAUGGAUCCUUUAAACGUAAAGGACAACAACAAGGACGCAGCAUUGGUUAAACUUGCUGAAAAGAACAAUAUCAAAUUGUAUGACUUCAAUCAGGUUGUGAAAAUUGGCGAAGUGUUUCCUCGAGAAGCAACUAUCCCUAGUCCAGAUACUACUUUUACACUCACGUUUACUUCGGGAACUACUGGUGCAAACCCAAAGGGAGUGGUUUUAUCGCAAAGAGCAGCGGCUGGUGCUAUCCAGGGGUACUCAAUGUUACUACCCCACCAUAAAAACAUGAGAGAGUUUGCAUUUUUGCCGUUGGCACAUAUUUUUGAAAGACACAUUUCUGCGUCAAUGUUUCUCUGUGGAGGUUUAGUAGGGUUCCCAAGAAUAGGUGGCACUCCUCAGACGUUGUUUGAAGAUUUGAAACUUUUCAAACCCACAUUUUUUGCAUGUGUCCCGCGUGUCUUCUCCAAGAUCGAGACAACCAUUAAGGCGUCAACAAUAGAUUCCUCAUCAAGAAUUAACAGAGCCUUGUACACUCAAGCCAUUGAGGCGAAGCGCUCGAAACAAGCCAGCGGUGGUAAAGGUGAGCAUUUCAUUUAUGACCAAACUUUGAUCAGAAAUUUACGUUCCAAGUUUGGUUUUGAUAAUAUAGAGACUUGCUACACUGGUGGUGCUCCCUGUGCUGCUGAAAGUAUCGAGUUUAUGAAAGCUAGUUUAGGAAUUGGUUUCAGUCAGGGAUAUGGACUGAGUGAAUCCUUUGGUGGAAUCGUUAUGUCUUUGCCAUUCCAUACACCCAGUGUGGGAACGUGUGGCUCAAUUAGCCCUAUGGUGGAGGCCAGAUUGAGAGCAUUGCCAGAAAUGGGCUACGAUUUGACUGAUGAGGGUGGCCCAAGAGGAGAGUUGCAAUUGCGUGGAGCAACAAUGUUUAGCCACUACUAUAAAAAUCCAGAAGAAACUAAGAAAAGUAUCGAUGAAGAUGGGUGGUUUUCAACUGGAGAUGUGGCUCGUAUCACAAACGAAGGAUGGUUCAAUAUUAUUGACAGAGUCAAGAAUUUUUUCAAAUUAGCUCAAGGAGAAUACGUCACCCCUGAAAAAGUGGAGAACUUGUACCUCACUACUAACUCUAUCUUGACACAAGUGUUUGCACACGGUGACUUUACUCAAUCGUACUUGGUUGGGAUCAUCGGAGUCGAUCCGGUUAGUAUCGUUUCGUUUCUUAAAGAAGAAUGUAACGUGCCAGCUAGUGAGUUAGACACCGAAGAGAAAAUCCUCAAAAUUUGCAAUACACGCAAAGUCAGAACUCAAUUACUAUUACAUUUAAACACAAACAUUGCAUCUGCUCUCAAUGGGUUUGAAAAGUUGGCUAAUUUAUACAUUGAGUUUGAGCCGUUGAGAUUAGAAAGAGAAGUUGUUACCCCAACAUCUAAAUUGAGAAGGCCAAUCGCAUCCAAAUUCUUCAAGUCGCAAAUUGAUGCCAUGUACAAAGAGGGCCAAAUUUUGAAGGAUUUGAAAUUGUAA
This is a messenger RNA of Lodderomyces theae, 2268 nucleotides long. RefSeq names its product Faa2-3p (gene FAA2-3). Gene Ontology annotation, biological process: long-chain fatty acid metabolic process. NCBI's taxonomy places the organism in Eukaryota, Fungi, Ascomycota, Pichiomycetes, Serinales, Debaryomycetaceae. Gene Ontology annotation, molecular function: long-chain fatty acid-CoA ligase activity. Gene Ontology annotation, cellular component: membrane; endoplasmic reticulum. The record is from RefSeq and is a predicted model, not a curated record. The transcript has a single exon. Bases 1 to 2268 code for a protein of 755 amino acids.